AUGGAGGAUUUGUGUACCGCAGAGGGAACAGAUGAGGUUGUUCCAUGGUUCAAUGGGAAGCCAGCGAGACUGGGAGGCCAUACUGGAUCUGGUGCUGGGCAAAGAACCAGGUCGGGUGUCAGAUCUCUCGAUGCUUCAGCUGCGAUUUCUCAACGGGGGCUUCAGCCUCCUGAGGGUGAAACGGAUUUCCGUAUUCAGUGCUGCUUGGCAGAGCAGUCACAAUGUGGACUACAAGCCCAUCAAGAAAGUGAUGGUGGCAAAUCGAGGGGAGAUUGCCAUCAGGGUCUUCCGAGCUUGCACUGAGCUAGGGAUCCGGACCGUGGCUGUCUACUCGGAACAGGACACCGGGCAGAUGCAUCGGCAGAAGGCUGACGAAGCCUAUCUGAUUGGAAAAGGACUGCCCCCUGUUCAAGCCUACUUGCACAUCCCGGACAUCAUUAAGGUGGCCAAGGAAAACGAAGUGGAUGCGAUCCACCCGGGCUACGGGUUCCUGUCGGAGAGGGCUGACUUCGCUCAGGCCUGCGUGGACGCUGGUGUGCGCUUCAUUGGGCCUCCCCCCGAGGUGGUGCGGAAAAUGGGCGACAAGGUGGAAGCUCGUGCCAUUGCCAUUGAAGCAGGUGUUCCAGUUGUACCUGGAUCCUCAGCGCCUGUAACAUGCCUGACCGAAGCCCAGGAGUUUGCCGACGCAUAUGACUACCCAAUCAUGUUCAAAGCCGCUUACGGAGGAGGUGGCAGAGGGAUGAGAGUGGUCCGGGACUAUGAGGAGCUGGAGGAGAACUACCAGCGUGCUUACUCUGAGGCCCUGUCUGCUUUUGGAAAUGGAGCCCUGUUCAUCGAGAGGUUCAUCGAGAGGCCGAGACACAUUGAAGUACAGAUACUCGGUGAUAAGUACGGGAAUGUGGUCCACCUGUACGAGAGGGACUGCUCCAUCCAGCGGCGCCACCAGAAGGUAGUGGAGAUCGCGCCCGCGGCCCAGCUGGACCAGCAGCUCAGGGACCGGCUCACCUCCGACGCCGUCAAAUUGGCCAAACGGGUGGGCUACGAAAAUGCCGGCACGGUGGAAUUUCUAAUCGAUAAGCACGGCAAGCACUUCUUCAUCGAGGUCAACUCCAGGCUUCAAGUAGAGCACACUGUUACUGAAGAAAUUACUGAUGUUGACCUUGUCCACGCCCAAGUGCACAUCACCGAGGGCAGGAGCCUACCCGAGCUGGGCCUGAAGCAGGAUGGCAUCCGAAUCAACGGCUGUGCCAUCCAGUGCCGAGUGACGACGGAGGAUCCAGCGCGAGGCUUCCAACCGGACACCGGCCGCAUCGAGGUUUUCCGCAGCGGAGAAGGGAUGGGGAUCCGCUUGGACACCGCCUCCGCGUUUCAGGGUGCAGUGAUCUCACCGCAUUACGACUCGCUGCUGGUCAAGGUCAUCGCUCACGGCAAAGAUCACCCGACCGCAGCCUCCAAGUUGAACCGAGCCCUCGCUGAGUUCAGGAUUCGAGGCGUGAAGACGAAUAUCCCGUUCCUGCAGAACGUUCUGAGCAACGACCAGUUUCUCUACGGCACCGUGGACACUCAGUUCAUCGACGAAAACCCCGACCUCAUCCUGCUGAGGCCCGUGCAGAACCGGGCCCAGAAACUGCUGCACUACCUGGGCCACGUGAUGGUGAACGGGCCAGUGACUCCAAUCCCCGUCAAGGCGAAACCCUCUGCUGUGGACGCCGUGGUCCCCCAGGUCCCUCUGGGUGGUCCACCGGCCGGUUUCCGCGACAUUCUGCUGACGGAGGGUCCCGAGGGCUACGCGAAGGCAGUGCGGAACCACAAGGGGCUUCUCCUGACGGACACCACCUUCCGAGAUGCCCACCAGUCACUCCUGGCAACCCGGGUCCGCACACACGACCUCAAGCUCAUCUCCCCCUUUGUGGCUCACAACCUGCACCAGCUGUUCAGCAUUGAGAACUGGGGAGGUGCGACCUUCGACGUGGCGAUGCGCUUCCUCUACGAGUGCCCCUGGAAGCGGCUGCAGGAGAUGCGAGAGCUCAUCCCCAACAUCCCGUUCCAGAUGCUGCUGCGGGGUGCCAACGCCGUCGGCUACACCAACUACCCCGACAACGCCGUCUACAAGUUCUGUGAGGUGGCAAAGGAGAAUGGGAUGGACAUUUUCCGUGUCUUCGACUCCUUGAACUUCCUGCCCAAUAUGAUCCUGGGCAUGGAGGCAGCGGGAAGUGCUGGCGGUGUCGUGGAGGCUGCCAUCUCCUACACCGGCGACGUCUGCGACCCCAGCAGGACCAAGUACACGCUGGACUACUACCUCAGGCUGGCCGACGAGCUGGUGCAAGCCGGCACACACAUCCUCUGCAUCAAGGACAUGGCGGGGCUGCUGAAGCCGAACUCGGCCAAGCUGCUGGUGCGAGCGCUACGGGACCGCUUCCCGGACAUGCCGCUGCACAUCCACACACACGACACGGCCGGGGCGGGCGUGGCCGCCAUGCUGGCAGCGGCCGAGGCGGGAGCAGAUGUGGUGGACGUCGCCGUAGACUCCAUGUCGGGGAUGACCUCCCAGCCCAGCAUGGGGGCUGUGGUCGCCUGCACCAAGGGCACACAGCUGGAAACAGGCAUCAACCUGGAGAAUGUCAGUGACUACAGCGAAUACUGGGAGGUGACCCGGCAACUCUACGCACCGUUCGACUGCACUGCCACCAUGAAGUCCGGCAACUCGGACAUCUACGAGAACGAGAUUCCCGGCGGGCAGUACACCAACCUGCACUUCCAGGCCCACAGCAUGGGGCUGGGCAACAAGUUCAAGGCCGUCAAGAAGGCCUACACUGAGGCCAACAAGCUGCUGGGAGACUUGAUAAAGGUCACUCCGUCGUCGAAGAUCGUGGGCGACUUGGCCCAGUUCAUGGUGCAGAACAACCUCAGCCGGGAGGACGUGGAGACGGAGGCUGAGGACCUGUCCUUCCCGCAGUCCGUGGUGGAGUUCCUGCAGGGGUACAUCGGCAUUCCGCACGGGGGGUUUCCCGAGCCAUUCCGAUCCAAGGUAAGGUCGCAGCUCCACCAACACAGGCUUCACGAUUGUAUGCGGUGACAUAUGUGUUUGGCA
Hypanus sabinus (Atlantic stingray) is the source of this 3091-nucleotide messenger RNA. Its product is annotated as pyruvate carboxylase, mitochondrial-like. The transcript is spliced from 18 exons. The coding region runs from base 32 to 3076 and encodes 1014 amino acids. Gene Ontology annotation, biological process: pyruvate metabolic process; gluconeogenesis. Gene Ontology annotation, cellular component: cytoplasm. The record is from RefSeq and is a predicted model, not a curated record. NCBI's taxonomy places the organism in Eukaryota, Metazoa, Chordata, Chondrichthyes, Myliobatiformes, Dasyatidae. Gene Ontology annotation, molecular function: ATP binding; pyruvate carboxylase activity; metal ion binding.